CAUGUUUUAUACAUUUCACUUGAUUUGAUAAAUUACAAUUUACAAGCGUUUAUAUAUUUUGCGACACUGUUUUAGUGAACAUCUGCAUGUGCAGCAAAAUUUUAUGUGUUCAUAUUAGCCAUACAAGACUCAUCUAACAAGUUCCACGGAAUAUACACGGGGGCAAUGGCUGUCGAGUCCAUUGCGCUGGCCCGGCACCGUCGCCACCCAAUUGGUUAUACUAAAUUCAGUCGAUAUGCUAAAGUAGUUGGUACCUUUAGCUGCCUUGUGCUUGUCAUGCUGCUGCUGAUCGGGCCGACGGCUGGCCAGCAAUGGGGCGAACCGGGCGGCGAGGGGCAUGGAACGACGCACGAAGAGCUCGGACAGACGCAUUAUCCAACCGCCGAUCUGACGCCGUACAGAUCGAAAAUUCAAUACACUUCCAAUUUGAAUGGCACCAGCUGGGCCAUCAAGCCCGCAUUCAAUGUGUCCCAAUUCUUCUUUGAUCACACCAUCGACGACAAACCCUCCUUGCCGCGUGGCUAUCUUGCGGUGAAAAAUGGCGAUACCCUGGUGCUGGGUCCCAAGGCUGUCGGCAACGACUGGAGCGAUCUAUUGGGACAGUACUUUUUGCUCCUCUUUUGGGUCAUGUUCUUAUUAAUUCUGAUCAUACUUGUACCAUUCCUGGCCGUCUGCUAUUGUUGCUUCUGCUGCUGUCGCCGUUGCAAGCGCGGAUGUGCUCCAUGCGACGAGGCGAACGAUAAGAGAAUGGCUUUGAUUUGUGCCGUGAUCCUGGCGGUGUUGCUCGUAUUCAUUUUGCUUGGCGCCAUCAUUGGCUUCACGUCGAAUCGUGUGCUGGACCGUGGCCUGGAUGAGACGUCGUCCACGGUGCGUCGCGGCAACGAGGACACAUGCCGCUUCUUGAAGGAUGUUAGCGCGCACAUUCACCACAUCUUUGUCUACAACUACGAGGAGCUGGAGGCCCAUAUGACCGAAAUGCUGAAUAAUGCCCAUCAUCACAUAUUCUUGGACUUGGCCGACACAUCCGAGAGCAAUGCCAUCGAGCAUUUGGAACGUAUUUUCGAUAAUAUGAAAGAGGCUAGAAUUCUAAUGAAGCAGGUGGAAGUAUUGGACAAGGACUAUCGCUUCUAUGUGACCCAGCUACGCGACGGUGUACGAGGCGCUAAGCGAGACGUGAACUACGCCUGUUCCACUUUGAUUGGCAAUAAGCUUUGCAGAAAGUUCCUAAAAGAUUCGGAAUUGGAAUUCGUCGAUGUUUCGAAUUGCCUGCACUUGGAUAAUAUGCCGAACACGGGGCAGUUUCUGGAAGGCAUGGAGAAGAUCAUCAAGGAUGAUGUCGUUAUGAUACCGCGAAAGGCGCUCGAGCGUUUCCAGGAUAUUGCCACCAAAAUCCAGACGGCCAUGAAUCAGGUGAUUCCGCCGCUGCUCCACGAUAUCAACCAGGGCCGCGAGAAGUUCCGCGUCCAAGCCAUGGCCAUACGCAAAACGAUCGAUUCCGUUAUCAGCGACAUUCACAUGCGUACGCUCCGCUCCACGGAGUCCUUUGAGGAUGUCUACGAAAAGUUCGGCAAAAAUCGUAGCGUCAUUAACGCGGUCGUCUGCCUAUUUUUGUUGGUGAUUGUGCUGCUAAUGCUCGUUGGCCUGAUUUGUGGCUGCACGCGCAGCAAACCAACUGGAGCCAACUGCUUGUUAAUGGGCAUCAUCGUGAUAUUCGCCGUAUUCUCAUUUAUUGCGCUGAUCGGGCUGUUCUAUUUUAUGAUGGGCCUGGUGACAUAUCAGGGCGCCUGUGCGCCACUUCGGGAUCUCGAUAAGAACGCGUUGUUCCGGGAACUGGAUGCGGUCAUUGAUCUCAACCACAUAAUUCGGGGCAGGGAUGUGGGGGAGUCGAGGGAAACGGAUGAAAGUGGCGAAGGAAUGCGCAUGUCGAAGGCAAUCAAGGCGUGCAACCGGAAUGAAUCGAUAUUCGAUCUGCUGAAGGAUAACAAUAUUUUUAAUCUUGAGGAUUUGACGAGCAUCUCCAUUAUGGCCGAUAGCAAAGAAGAUGAUAAAAAGGAAACAGUAUUCGAAGAGGAUCUGUCCGCUGUUUUCCUGCUAACCCAAGACGAAAGGAUCGUGCUCGAGAAAGCGCACAAUGGAGAGCUGUCUGGCUACCACAGCGUCCUGUAUAUGGAGAAUAUGUGCCAGGCUCUGACCCCGAGCCUGAACACAAUAUCAAACGGUCUGAGAAAGUUACGCGACGAAAUCUACUACAGUAAUAAAUGGGAUACGUUCAACCGAUAUGGCCGAAUAUCGCUAGCUAACGAAGCGUACCAUUUCGAUACGUACAACUAUGAAUGGACCGACAAGAUAUUGGGCAUCAUGGCCAAGAUGAAGCAGAAACUCUUGAAGAUUGACGAUCUGAUCUUGUACGAGAAUCGCAAUUUUACCAACUCAAUAACUGUGCUGGCCAAUGCGGUCAUACGUGCCGAGAACUUUCUAAAAAAACAGGGCAGUAAUUUCAUCAAUUCGCUCGGCCAGAAUCUGACCGACGUGAUUAACGAGCAGGUCGAUGAUUUUAUACGCGGCAUUAUAGACGAAAGCGCCAGACGCGUUGGUCGCUGUGCCCCACUCUCCUACAUUUAUUAUCGGGGCGUCGAUCUGGUCUGUUACCGUCUGGUCGAUCCCAUUAAUGGUUUCUGGGUAGGCAUACUGCCCGCUGCCCUGCUCCUGCUACCUCUCCUGUAUGUGGCCCAUAGGCUGAUGUGCUUGUGGAGGAGAAUACACGCCUAUGCGGUCGCCGUAGUCGUUGUGCCCCCACCCCCACAGAUUGGAGGCUGCCCAAUCUGUACGGGUGCACCCUAUAUGCUGCCGCCAAUUAUCACCUGUGGCGGCGGGCAACAAACCUACUGCCCCUGCGAACCGUCGCGACCAGGCGGUGGCGGUGCUGUUGUCGAUCUGGACACCAAGGACUCCAACACCAGCACAGAACAGGCGGAGACAGCGGUCGUCGAGGUCCGAUCGAAGCCAUUGCCGCAUGGCCCUUCCGUCGCACCGAAGCCAGAUCAGGAGUCGCCGGCAGUUAAACGGAAGAAGGAUUAGGUUGAAUUCACGCGUAUUGUACAUUUUAUAGUUUAUUUAAUAUUGUCGUUAGUAGUGUGUUUAUGAAUAGUAAAUUAAAGUAUGUAUCUAUCUGAAGAAAAAAA
Messenger RNA from Drosophila montana, 3182 nucleotides. Its product is annotated as prominin-like protein. Gene Ontology annotation, cellular component: membrane. Bases 166 to 3078 code for a protein of 970 amino acids. The transcript has 11 exons. Lineage: Eukaryota; Metazoa; Arthropoda; Insecta; Diptera; Drosophilidae. The record is from RefSeq and is a predicted model, not a curated record.